Messenger RNA from Heterocephalus glaber (naked mole-rat), 5474 nucleotides. The record is from RefSeq and is a predicted model, not a curated record. NCBI's taxonomy places the organism in Eukaryota, Metazoa, Chordata, Mammalia, Rodentia, Bathyergidae.
AACUCCUUCCCUAUGUUUCAUUCUGUCUGGUAUGUUACAAGAAAUAAAUCCCCCCAAAAGAAGUUAGACCAAAAAUUCUGAAAGGACACCAAUCCAAACAAAAACCAGUAAGUCCAUAUCUUUUUUUCUUUGAUUAAGCUCCUAUCCCAGGUAUUGCAAGACUUAAACCUCUCAAGCAAGCCAUGCUAUGGUCUGCCCUACCACCUGACCCAUAAAAGCACCCCAAUCUAAGCAGCAGUCCUUAAUUCACCAUUACUCAAGGUCCAAGAAGCAUACCUUACCUUUCCCUGGCCAUUGGUUCCAAAACACUUCUCUCUCGGACUCUGGAAACCAUCAUUUCUUGGGACAGGAGCGUUAUGGGCUAUAGCAGCCCGGCACGGAGACAGCUAAGACUUAAGAAAGAAUAUAAAAAGGGUAUUUAUGCUCUAGGUUGAAUCUCAGUUCCACGUUUUAGAGUCUUUGUUUACUUGGCAAAGGUCACGUUGAUCCUGAGUCUCCCGUCAUGUAAAUUGGGACUAAUAAUAACUUUCCUUUUCAAAAGGUAAUUGAACAAUACAAUGCAUGAUCAUCUGGUACAGAACCAGGUAGACACAUACUCGCUGUAAACUGUCAGUAUUAGACUUGUGAUUCCAUGCAAGUCAUAUUAACUUAUUUCAAGAUUGUCGAUUGCUUUUGCCUAUCAUAGCAAAGGCUGUUUCCCCGAGUUUGAGGAAUACGAGCGCACUCAGCCACGUAAUGACCAAGAAAGACGAUUCUGAUUACGUAGUGCCCGGAGUUUGCCAAAUACUUUGUGGGCGUGGCUUGGUCUUGGGUUUGCAUACAGCGACGGGAUUGGUCAAAGCGAGGUUUCCUGAAGCGUAACGUGGGCCCGCCCUACUUCUCACUGCGCUUGCGCACGUUCUGUUUGCUCCGUCGUGAACCCAGGAGGUGACGUGCAUUGCGCUCAGGCCGCGUUUGCGUCAGCGGAUGUUGCGGCCCCCGGCUUGGCAGGUUGUCUGGGUAACCGCAGGAGUAGUCGCUGUCUGGUAGCAUCUGAGAGACAGGUGUCCGUCAUGCAGUUGAAGCACCUGAGGACCCUCCUGAGCCCUCAGGAUGGAGCUGCCAAGGUGACCUGCAUGGCCUGGUCCCACAACAAUGCCAAAUUUGCUGUCUGCUCAGUGGACCGAGUGGUGUUGCUGUAUGACGAACACGGGGAGCGGAGAGAUAAAUUCUCCACCAAACCAGCUGACGUGAAGUAUGGCAGGAAGAGCUACAUGGUCAAGGGCAUGGCUUUUUCUCCAGAUUCCACUAGAAUUGCCAUAGGACAGACUGACAACAUCAUCUAUGUCUACAAGAUUGGAGAAGAUUGGGGUGACAAGAAAGUCAUCUGCAACAAGUUCAUCCAGACGAGUGCUGUUACUUGUCUGCAGUGGCCCGCAGAGUACAUCAUUGUCUUUGGACUGGCUGAAGGCAAGGUUCGUUUAGCAAACACUAAAACUAAUAAGUCAUCUACCAUUUACGGGACAGAUUCUUACGUGGUGUCACUGACAACAAAUUGCUCUGGGAAAGGAAUUCUCUCCGGUCAUGCAGAUGGUACCAUCGUGAGGUAUUUCUUUGAUGAUGAAGGCUCUGGAGAGUCACAGGUAUGUGUCCUCUCCGCGGAGCAGAAACAAGGUGCUGUGCCGAGCGCUGUGGAAGUGGGCAGAGGCACAGUAUGCGCACUCUUCUUUUGCCUGGGGGCCUCAGUCUCAGACUUGUCCCUUACGAAGGUGAUUGUGAAGAACCUGGCAUCAGGGACCCGUGUGGUGCUCAAGUCUCACUAUGGCUAUGAGGUGGAAGAGGUGAAAAUCCUGGGAAAGGAACGUUAUUUGGUGGUGCACACAUCAGAUACGCUGCUGCUGGGAGACCUGAACACAAAUCGCCUUAGUGAGGUAGCCUGGCAGGGAUCUGGCGGCAAUGAAAAGUAUUUCUUUGAAAAUGAGAAUGUGUGUAUGAUCUUCAACGCUGGAGAGCUGACCCUGGUGGAAUAUGGGAGCAGCGACACCUUGGGCUCCGUGCGUACUGAAUUCAUGAACCCUCACCUCAUCAGCGUCCGUAUUAAUGAGCGACAUCAGCAAGGAAUGGAAGAUAAUAAGAAAUUGGCUUAUCUUGUUGAUAUUAAGACUAUUGCUGUCGUGGAUCUGAUUGGUGGCUACAACAUUGGUACCAUCAGCCAUGAGAGCCGUGUAGAUUGGCUGGAGCUUAAUGAGACUGGGCACAAACUCCUCUUCAGGGACCGGAAACUUCGUUUGCAUCUGUAUGAUAUUGAAAGCUGCUCUAAGACAAUGAUCCUCAACUUCUGCUCCUACGUACAGUGGGUUCCUGGAAGUGAUGUCCUGGUAGCUCAGAACAGAAACAACUUGUGUGUGUGGUACAAUAUUGAGGCACCUGAGAGGGUCACCAUGUUCUCCAUCAGGGGUGACGUCAUAGGUCUGGAGCGCAGCGGGGGAAAGACCCAGGUGAUGGUGACAGAAGGUGUGACCACCGUUGCCUGCACGCUGGAUGAGGGCCUCAUUGAGUUUGGAACAGCCAUCGAUGACGGCAACUACACCCGAGCAACAGUCUUCUUGGAGACCCUACAGAUGACCCCCGAAACAGAGGCUAUGUGGAAAACCUUGAGUAAACUGGCGCUGGAGGCAAGGCAGCUCCACAUAGCUGAGAGGUGCUUUUCUGCUUUGGGUCAUGUGGCAAAAGCUCGAUUCCUGCAUGAGACCAAUGAGAUCGCAGAUCAGGUGUCCUGGGAAUUUGGUGGAGAAGGAACAGACUUCUAUCAGGUCCGAGCACGUCUGGCCAUGCUGGAGAAGAACUACAAACUGGCUGAAAUGAUCUUCUUGGAACAGAAUGCUGUUGAGGAGGCUAUGAACAUGUACCAAGAGCUACACCGUUGGGACGAGUGUAUCGCUGUGGCUGAGGCCAAGGGACAUCCAGCCCUGGAGAAGCUGCGCCGGGAUUACUACCAGUGGCUGAUGGACACGCAGCAAGAGGAGCGAGCAGGUGAACUUCAGGAGAGCCAAGGGGAUGGGCUGGCAGCCAUCAGCCUGUACCUCAAAGCUGGGCUUCCCGCCAAAGCGGCUCGCCUGGUGCUGACCCGAGAGGAGCUGCUGGCCACCACAGAGCUGGUGGAGCACAUCACCACGGCCCUCAUCCAGGGGGACCUCCACGAGAGGGCAGGUGACCUCUUUGAGAAGAUUAGAAAUCCACAGCGGGCCCUUGAGUGCUAUUGUAAAGGCAACGCAUUCAUGAAAGCUGUAGAGCUGGCUCGAUCGGCCUUCCCCAUGGAGGUGGUGAGACUGGAGGAGGCAUGGGGGGACCACUUGGUGCAGCAGAAGCAGCUUGAUGCCGCCAUUAAUCAUUACAUCGAAGCCAGGUGCUCCAUUAAGGCAAUUGAGGCUGCCCUGGGUGCCCGCCAGUGGAAGAAGGCAAUUUAUAUCUUAGAUCUACAGGACCGGAACACUGCAUCCAAAUACUAUCCUCGAGUGGCCCAACACUAUGCGUCUCUGCAGGAGUAUGAGAUUGCCGAGGAGCUCUACAUUAAGGGAGACCGGAUCAAAGAUGCUAUAGACAUGUACACCCAGGCUGGCCACUGGGAGCAAGCACACAAGCUGGCGAUGAAAUGCAUGCGACCAGAAGAUGUGUCAGUGCUGUACAUCACUCAGGCCCAGGAAAUGGAGAGGCAGGGCAAGUACCGCGAGGCUGAAAGGCUCUAUGUGACAGUGGAAGAGCCUGAUCUUGCCAUCACCAUGUUCAAAAAGCACAAGUUGUAUGAUGACAUGAUCCGGCUGGUAGGAAAGCACCACCCAGAUCUACGCAGUGACACGCACCUCCACCUGGGCAAGGAGCUGGAGGCUGAAGGCCGACUGCAGGAGGCAGAGUAUCACUACCUCGAGGCCCAGGAGUGGAAGGCAACAGUAAAUAUGUACCGGUCCAGCGGGCUUUGGGAAGAGGCCUACCGGGUGGCCAAGACUCAUGGAGGAGCGAAUGCCCAUAAGCACGUGGCCUACCUGUGGGCAAAGAGCCUGGGAGGAGAGGCUGCAGUGAGACUGCUUCACAAGCUGGGACUCCUGGAAGCCGCUAUUGACCAUGCUGCCGAAAACUGGGCGGCUGAGCUCUCCAUCAAGUUUCUGCCUCCCCAGCGCAGUCUGGAAGUAGUUCGGGCUGUAGGACCCCAGCUGACUGGAAUUAGAAAGCACAGUGCAGCUGCUGAGCUCUCUCUGAACCUGGACCUUGUCAAGGAAGCGAUUGAUGCUUUUAUUGAGGGUGAAGAGUGGAACAAGGCCAAGCGUGUGGCUAAGGAGUUAGAUCCUCGGUAUGAAGACUACGUGGACCAGCAUUAUAAGGGUUUCCUCAAGAGCCAGGGCAAAGUGGACUCGCUGGUGGGCGUGGACGUGGUAGCUGCUUUGGACCUAUAUGCGGAGCAGGGCCAGUGGGACAAGUGCAUUGAAACAGCUACCAAUCAGAACUGCAAGAUUCUGCACAAGUACGUGGCUCUGUAUGCUACUCACCUGAUCCGAGAGGGUGGCUACGCCCAGGCACUGGCCCUCUACGUGCAACAUGGAGGCCCUGCUAACCCACAGAACUUCAAUAUCUACAAACGGAUCUUCAGUGACAUGGUCAGCUCUCCAGGGACCAACAGUGCCGAGGCCUAUCACAGCUGGGCGGAUCUUCGGGAUGUGCUCUUCAAUCUGUGUGAAAACCUAGUGAAGUCCAGUGAAGCAAACUCUGCUGCCCAUGAGGAGUUCGAGACCAUGCUGCUGAUUGCUCAUUACUAUGCCACUCGCUCUGCAGCCCAGAGUGUCACACAGCUGGAAACUGUGGCUGCCAGACUUUCUGUUUCACUCUUGCGUCACACCCAGCUACUACCUGCAGACAAGGCCUUCUAUGAAGCAGGCACUGCCGCCAAGGCUGUCGGCUGGGAGAACAUGGCCUUCAUCUUCCUCAACCGCUUUUUGGAUCUGACCGAUGCAAUUGAAGAAGGUACCCUGGAUGCCCUUGACCACUCGGAUUUUCAGGGUACAGACAUUCCCUUUGAGGUGUCACUCCCAGCCCAGCAGCACGUACCCGAGGCCCAGCGAGAGGAGAUUCGAGACUGGGUCCUCACAGUCUCCAUGGACCAGCGGCUGGAGCAGGUUCUGCCUCAGGAUGAGCGUGGCACCUAUGAGGCUUCCCUGGUGGCAGUUAGCACUGGAGUUCGGGCACUGCCCUGCCUCAUUACAGGGUACCCCAUUCUGAGGAACAAAAUUGAAUUUAAGCGACCAGGGAAGGCUGCUGACAAGGACAACUGGAAUAAGUUCCUUAUGGCCAUCAAGACCUCCCACAGCCCAGUGUGCCAGGACGUGCUGAAAUUCAUCAGCCAGUGGUGUGGAGGGCUCCCCAGCAUCAGCUUCUCCUUUCAGUGAUGGAGACCUGAGGAAGAGUUUGAGCUUCUCCUUCAUUAAAGUUCUGUUAACUAAUUGAAA